Molecule: messenger RNA, 4310 nt
Organism: Mugil cephalus (flathead mullet)
Lineage: Eukaryota; Metazoa; Chordata; Actinopteri; Mugiliformes; Mugilidae
Gene: palb2
Product: partner and localizer of BRCA2
Exons: 13
Coding region: 158-4066 (1302 amino acids)
Biological process (GO): double-strand break repair via homologous recombination
Cellular component (GO): nucleoplasm
Molecular function (GO): protein binding; DNA binding
Source: RefSeq, a predicted model, not a curated record
CACUGCUCGUGUCUGUUCGCGUCGCGGGAAAUUUGAACUAAAUCGAUACCCGCACGAUCGAACAUCAAAAUAAAGCUUCCUCGGCGGAGUCGAGGAGGCUUCGUGGGAAAAAAAAGAGUCAUGUGUCAUAUUAAGAGGAGUGUGUAGAGUGAGCAGGAUGGAGGUCGGUGUGGGAGAUAUUCUGCACUGUGAGGAGAAGCUGAGGAGCACACUACACUCCGACGAUAAGGAGAAGCUUCGCAGGAAGUUGGCACAGUUACAAAGGGAAUAUCUCAGGACAGCCCAGAGACUGCAGCGUGCUGAGCGUUUGGACGCAGUGCGGAAACAUGUGAGGAAGAAGAUCGCUCUGCAGACCCACCAGGACCAGAGAGGUCCAGAGGCCACAUCUGUUCCCUGUGUGAACCCCCUGGAUCCACUGACACUGAACACCAGCUCUGCAGAAACCUCAGGCUUAGCUCACACUGAAGGUCCAGCUGAUUCUGAACAACUCAGGAGGAGCCAAGUGGUCACAUUUCAACUCCCGUCUGCUGCUGCUUCUUACCCACAAACCCCAGAUCACAGCCUUCAUGCAAACCAAGGUUACAGACCCAGUCCCACCCUGAGCCUCAGGUCACGGCGCAGCCGCCUACGCUGCGAAAGGAGGAGCGUUGAGGCUGAGAGAAUAACAGACAACGAUGAGAAAGGACCGGACCAGAGUGGGAGGGUGGACACCACUGGAGCAACAGAACAGGAGGAAGAGGAGGAGGAGGAGGAGGAUGUGAAGUCAGAAGCAACAAACGUGAACAAAUGUGUCGAGUUAGUUUCGGACACAGAGUCUGACUCUCCCUCUCUGCUGCUUUCACACUGGAGCGCACAUGGAUACUCUGACACAGGAGGUGUAAAGGGAAAGGAGAUCCAACAGCAAGAACAAAGAGCAAAAGAAACGGAGUUGAGAGUUGCUGAAGAGAAAAAAGAGUCAACAUCUGCAUUAACCACUGAAGAAAGGGAACAAGAUAAAAAUGGUAGAGAGCUGAGUGAAAUGAAAAUAUGUGAAGAGAAUAGUAAUGAAGAUGGCAAUAAAGAAAAUGCAGGAGAGAAAAUAGAAAGUGGAAAAAAUCAGGAUGAUAAAACAGAUCUAAAAGAAGACGGGAGCGGGAACGCGGGGGAUGGAAAAGCCGGGAGCCUCCUGGACUCUUGUACAUUAGUGGAAGGACUACUUUUCCCAGCGGAGUACUACGUUCGCACAACGAGGCGUAUGACACUUUCACAGAGCCAGCCUGACAUGCAGGCCGUCAUACUCUCCCAGCUGAGCUUAGGACGGCGCCGCAGGAGUCGGGGCCGCGGCCGAGGACGAGGAUCUGACAGGAACUCACACACCAGCCAAAGCUCAGAUCAGCGCACAGAGACAGAUUUCUCCUCUCCGACGUCUGCGGAUCCUCUUGAAACACCGCACUGCCCCAGCUCCAGUGAGAUUUCAGAUCGCACCUCGUCUUGUCGGAUGAACUCAGACACUUGCUUUUCUCCUGCGGUCACACCCGCUCGUCCAGCCAGAGGCAGGAGGAGGAAGAGAGGGAGGGGCAGAGGGAGGCCUCAGACACCACGACCCCCUCUGGGUCUAGACCCUCAUCAGCUCGACCGUACGCCGACCUCACAUCACCCCCAACACACCUGCACCCCGCUCUCUUCCUCCCACUCUCUACAUGAUGAACCUCCAGGUGAGAGAGCUCCAGCUGAGUCCAUUGACGCCGCUGCUCUCCAUCUUUCUACUGAAGUUAACAGAGCACCGUCCAACUCGGCCUCUGGACACGUGGAGAAGGUGUUUCCCAUCUUUCUGAAGAGCAACGACUGCAGCACCAGAUCCCCACAGACGAACAGAAGCUCAUCCAGCUGGAGGUCUCUGCUCCUGCCGUCCUCCCCGCUGCCUCUGCUCCCCCUCCCCUCCCCGUCCCCUUCUGGCCUCCUGUCCAAGAGCAGCCUGAUGAACUUGGACACCCACCAAGACUUUCAUCUCCCCGACGACCAGUUCGCCUCCCUGAAGCUGCUCAAGCUCCGUCAGGCCGCCCUGGGUUCAGGAGUCGAGCAUUUACUGUCGCCGUCUUACAACACGCGCAGCAGCAUGAGGCGGUUUGAGUCUCUCUGCAGCAGCAGUGAAGCGGCGACGCCUGCUCCUCUCCCACUCAGCCUCACCCCCACAAUCUCAAAUUCACCGCGUCCUGUUGAAGAACGACAAGCUGGUUCAGAGCACACGCUUAGAGAUCAAUCACAGGGGCGGCCUUUAAGCGAAGAGCCGCCUGGAGAGAGUGAAAACCUCGAAGUGGAGACUCACUCCAGCUGUGACUGUGGAGCUCAGAGCAGCAGCUUCACAGACAAACCAGCAGGUGAUUCUAUCAGCGGACGCUCGGAUAAAAAUAAAACGAAACCGACUGCACCUGAAACAGAGGAUCAGAGAAACCUUCGAGGCGACGCUCUCAUUAAGACUCUCGACUUUGAUCGCCCUCUGCAGGUGAUGCCGUGUAACGACGGCUCUGUUUUACCUGCGAAGGAGGAAUCUCCUAAAAAAUCCUCUCAGACCGAAGCUAUUAUUUCCCCCGAUGCACCGAUUGAAAAUCAGACCGAUUAUUCACCGCAGCGCGCCCUCCGCUCUCAGCUGCUCAGAUCUCCUGUGGUCACCCCUCGCCUUCCCUCGUGCACUCAGACCUCCAGCCCCGUGCUGCCCUCUCUGGGCCUCACCCCCUACGCUGGCCCCCUGACCUCCUCCCCCUCCGCCCCUUCUCUCAACCUGCCUCCCCCUCACAGCCCAUCGACGCAAGCUCUCUCUCCUCCCGCGCUCUCACCGUGUCCGUCCAUCGCUUAUCUCCCUCCUACCCCUCCUCCUCCUCCUCCUCCUCCUUCUCCUCCUUCGUCUGAGGCAACAGGUGAUCACAGAGCUGAACCCUCCGGGUGUUACCUGCAGGGCUCAGGUGAGGAGGGGUUGGGCCUGAAAACACAGGAGAGGGGAGAGGAACCCACGAUGAGGAGCACACACACGCUGAAGGCUGCGGCUGGGGGACGCCUGGUGGACGCCUGCUGUCUGCCCGGGUCCUCGGGGGGUUUGUGCGUGGCAGCAGCAGGAAAGUGGGCUGUGUGUCUCUGGAGUCAGACGCCAGCGUCCGACUGGAGCCUAACGCACACCUGGACCUUCAACGAGCCAGUGAUCAGUGUGUUUCCCGUCCCGGACGCUGCUGGCCUGAUGUGUGUGGCUCUGGGUCAGCUGGAGAUCAGAGAAGUGAGGAUGCUGUCGUGCUCCAGCUUCGCGCAGACGCUUUUCCGCGAGGGGGUCGUCCAGGCCGUCGUGGGCGUUUCCAAGUCCAGAGUGGUGACCUCCUCCCACUCGGCCACGGGCUCCAUCCUGCAGGCGUUCACGCUGUCAGACACCAGCAGCUCGCCGAGCUCUCAGGUCCUCGCGUCUCCUGACGUCUGCGUCGGGUCCCUCGCUCCGGUGGACAGACUUCCUGACGCUCUCAUCGGCACAGACGAGGCUGGACACCUGUUCUUGUGGAACUUAAACUCCGGACAGCUGCUGUGUAGAGUCCUCCUCGGAGACAAUUUGUGUCACACAGCCUGUCUCAGAGGAUACUCCUACUGCGGCGUGUUGUUUGUCCUGCUGCAGCAUCAGUUUCUAAGCUCCUUGGAGGAAGAAGAAAAAGAAGAAAAACUAAAAUGCGGGGAGUUUUUAGAGGAGGAGAAGAAGAAGAAGAAGAAGACUUUGUUCUCCUUGGUCGCCAUUAACCCUCUGAGCGGGAAAUCCGUCCUGGCCACACGGCUGCAUCCACCCAAAGCCUGGUCCGGGAGGCUGUGUGAAGCCGACGCCAGCCGCUCCAGAGUGGUGGGCCUGAGUCAGAGCGGCUGUGUCUGCGUGUGGGAGCUCGGGCGUCCGGGGGCUUCACGGAUGCUGUGGGCUCCUGAGAGCGAAGGGUGGCAGCUGGCCAGAUGGGGGGGAGACACGCUGGUGACGGGACAUCACAACGGAGACGUUACUCUACACUGCUUUCACACUUUUAAUACCGGCGACACAAAGAUACAACAUCGUACUCAGCUGGAGUUUUAGUUGAUCCUGUUGCUGGCGUACGGUUGAGUCUUUUUUACCGGUGAGGUCACUGUACGGCAAAAACACAGGCAUUCAUGUAAAGUCACUUUAAAAAAAAUAACAUUUUUAUUUUAACUCCGUGUUUUUAGUCGGCUGUAACACCAGUGUGUUAGACCAGCUUUGUGUUUUAUUACGGUCGCUGUUUGGACUGUUCUUUGACAUAUUUAAAUAAAAAGACUGAUAUCUUUUACAAGUUUACAUAAAA